This is a messenger RNA of Cryptomeria japonica (Japanese cedar), 645 nucleotides long. RefSeq lists its product as uncharacterized. The record is from RefSeq and is a predicted model, not a curated record. Gene Ontology annotation, molecular function: RNA-DNA hybrid ribonuclease activity; nucleic acid binding. The transcript has 3 exons. NCBI's taxonomy places the organism in Eukaryota, Viridiplantae, Streptophyta, Pinopsida, Cupressales, Cupressaceae. Bases 1 to 645 code for a protein of 214 amino acids.
AUGGUAGAUAUAUCGAAUCCACAAAGCCGGAAGUGGAAAUCAAUGGAGGGCCUGCCGAUUCCAAGGGAGGAUCUAGAAGAACUCUUAGGUCACUUAGAGGCGAGAAACAUCAACCCCAGAAGAGGGGAAGAUUCUCUCAUUUGGGAGCCUUCCAAAACAGGACAGUAUAACUCAAAGGAUGGAUACAAAAUUCUGACAAGUUCACAAGAAUGGGUUAUGAAGGACCUUCAAGAUGUAUACUUUGCAAAGCCCAAUCGGAGCAAUCCUGGCCCCUUCGGAAUAGGCUAUGUUAUCAGAGAUCAAACAGGAGCAAUCAUCAGGAAAAUGGUAAAACCAAUCCCUCCAGACACCAAUAACAUAGCAGAUUUUACCGCUCUACUAUUAGGCUUGAAAGACUGCAUCAACCAUGACAUCAAAAAUGUUUCAGUGGAAGGAGACUCAGAGAUAGCAGUUAAUGCUAUAAGGAAGAAGAUAAUCCCCAAUUGGAGGCUUCAAGCUCUAUUGGAAAGAAUACUAGAAAACCUGAACAGUCUUGAACACUUCGAGGCAAAACAUAUUUAUAGAGAAGCAAAUGAAGAGGCAGAUGCCUUAUCAAAAGUUGCAUCUCAAGGCACUUUUGUUCAGUGGUGGUCUCAGGGCUUUUAA